This is a messenger RNA of Psylliodes chrysocephalus, 1164 nucleotides long. Lineage: Eukaryota; Metazoa; Arthropoda; Insecta; Coleoptera; Chrysomelidae. The record is from the annotation of a GenBank genome assembly.
UUUAUAAUUCCGUGAUUCAAAUUUUGACAUGUAUUACCCUAAAUUGUCAUACUUAUCCAAUAAGUAUAAUGAUAUUAAUUAGAUACAAAAUUUGGACUCUUUGUAUCAUCUUCACUGUAUGCAUAAAUAUUUCUUAUUCCAAAGUUUCUCGAGCAGCAGUUGAACCUCGGAUUGUAGGAGGAUACCAAUGCAGUCAAAAACCCAAUGUAAAUAUCAAGUUUAUGGUAGCCUUAACCAGCUAUAGAGGUGAGUUAUUUGCCAUUAAUGCGGUAAAACGAGAUAAAUGCGUUAUGAAGAAUGGUUUUUUGUCUUCGUCGUGUCCAGUCCAUUAUAUACGACAACGAGGUAUAUAUAGUCAUCCACGUUAUACACGUAGACCGGUGAACAAUGACAUUUCAUUGCUACGUUUAGAAACACCCAUGUACGCGAAUAAAAAUAUUCAGUAUGUUAAACUUCCCAGUACAUCUAUUGAUGGUGAUGUGUCAAAUGUAUGUGACGAUAGCACAAUCCUAGGAUGGGGCUGGACAAAACGCAGAGGUAGUAAGAUUCCAAUAAGGCUAAUGUGCGUAGAUAAGAGAAUAAUGUCAACUGCAGACUGUAUAAAGGACUUUCCAAAAACGAUAAAUACCUUUAUUUGUACGGAACCUUCUUUUAAAAAAGAUGCGUGUCAUGGAGAUUCUGGAGGACCUCUAGUAUGCGGUGACAUUCAGUAUGGUAUAACGUCAUUUGUCCCUGGACGUGCCAAAAAUCGUGCGGUAUUUUUUACUAGAGUCGAUAAGUUUUUGGAUUUCAUUCAUUACACCAUGAAAAAUAAUGGACUACAUGCAUUUCGUUUAAAUUUUGUAAUAUAUGUAAUAAGUUUGUUACUUUUAUAUUAUAAUUUACCAUAUUGAUGCAGUCAAAUAGAUUUAUGUCUGGGAGGUGAAGGUAUCAAUUGGCUAUUAACAGUUCUACCAUUACAGGAUCGUUUCACAAUAAAUAUAUCUAUUGUUAACUUUGUAGAAUAAAUUCAUCGGCUGAAUAGGUACGAGUGGAUCUGUAUUCAAUCUUGAGAGAGGACCACUGAUCUGUAUUAUUUUACUGGAUAUGAUAUGGGCUAUAUUUGACAUACUAAAAAUUUGUCCCAUCAAGGAGACCGGAAGUGCAACAAUGCUGAUCAAUUUG